Anopheles merus is the source of this 1646-nucleotide messenger RNA. RefSeq lists its product as uncharacterized. The transcript is spliced from 3 exons. The record is from RefSeq and is a predicted model, not a curated record. NCBI's taxonomy places the organism in Eukaryota, Metazoa, Arthropoda, Insecta, Diptera, Culicidae. Bases 683 to 1507 code for a protein of 274 amino acids.
AACCCUGCAAAAGUACGCAAAAACGGAAGAAGAGAUCAGAAGAAGAAGAACACAACGAAAAGCCACAUUUCAAACGCGCGUAUGUGUGUGUUCUUUUUUUGUUUGGAAGGGAAAAGAAGAUAUAAACGACAUGACGAAGAGAACACACAGAAAAAAAACAGUUGAACAGCGGGGGUAGUUCCGAAGUGCAUUUAAUGAGCCAUACAAACACACACACACACAUAGUAGUAAGAAUACAUACCUUAGCACGGCUGUGAAUGUGUGUGCGUAUGCUAGCGGCACACCAACACUAGCACGCGUGCGGUAACGAAACUGCGCUAGCGCCGCCACCAUCGUCACGCUACAGCGGGCUACAGUGAGAAAGAAGAGGCGAAGAAGCCCCCCGGUACGGGAAGCGGCAGAAGAAAACAACCAAGCGAAGAAGCAAAACAGACAGUUCGCGCAACUGCGAUGGUACAAGAAGAGCAAGAAGCAACAUAACAGAAAAAGCAAUCGAUGAUGAUGAUGACGAUGACGACGGCGACGAGACGACGUAGAUGAGAAAGUUUAAUUGUAGCCCAUUCGCUCUCGCACGUAGAUGUGCGGUGUAUAGCGGGGUAGCAGAAAAGAGACGGAUAGCGGUGAAGUCGGAGUGUGUGUGAAAGAGAAACGUGAUCGCUGUUUAAAGUUAAAAACCCACACGAUGCAAGACAGGCACGAAAACUGUAAGCCCAACUUUGUGGAGGAGUUUAUUGAGCUGUACAAAAGUUUCCCGUGCCUGUGGCAUCGGAAGUCGAGCGAGUACGAGCAGCAGAAGCAGCGGGCCUACGAUGCGCUGGUGCAAAAGUACCGCGAGGUUGAUCCGCAGGCAAACAAGGAAACGGUCAAGCGAAAAAUUAACGCACUCCGAACUGGAUAUCGCAAACAGUUGCGACGGUUGCAUCGGCCAUCCCGAGCAGCAGGCAGUAGUAGCAGUAACAACAACAGCGACGCCCAGCGCCAACCGACCUGGUGGUAUUUUCAACUGUUUGACUUCCUAGACGACUAUCCCAGCUGGCUGAAGCAGAACGGCCGACAGGAGCAAUCGCAGCAAGCCCAUGUGUCACAGGACUCCGAGGUGGAGCAAUCAGAUGACAUUGAUGACAGUUUGGAGCAGCAGCAGCAGCAGCAGCAGCAGCAACAUACCGUCAAUUCGCAAUGGACUGAAUCGUGUAGUAGUGGCUCACAGCACCAAUUCCAACCACUGACGACUGCGCAACGGCGGUUUAGCGGCGUGCCAGAGUUAGACGAGCUGGUGGACCAGAAAUUGAACGACUUCCUUCAGCACGAUCCAUCGGUGGUGUACGGCAAGCAUGUCGCCAACAAGUUGCGGUCGCUGAACGAACUGCAGAACAAGUUCGCCCAGAAGCUGAUCAACGAUAUCAUAUUCGAGGCAGAGAUGGGAAGUUUGAGCAGAGACUGCACCCUGGAAGGAUUGACAGGCAUCGCACCGAACGAUUUCCAAGGGAAUAGUUCGACACAUCAUUAGAAAGGUGGAAAGGCGGUUCGGAGUUUAAGUGCGUUUCAGCAAAGAUUAUCAGGUCUGGACUAUGUUGAGUUAAGAUGUCGUCAUCAAUAUGAAUUGUAAAGAAGAAAGGCCAUAAAUGUGAUGUAAAUGUAAAUGAAUA